AUGAUUCGAAAAGGUCAAUACGCACGAGUCCAGAGUAUAGAGAUUGGCAGCAAGAAGCUGGCUCCUGAUCAAGCGCGAAGUCUUCUAGAGGCCGAGUCGUUCAUUCCUGAGACAAUCCGCUGGGAAAGAAUUCGAGCUCCGUUACUGGAAGCAGCCGUUGCACCUGAGCCAUUGGAUCCACCCCCGACUGGAUUUAGACUAAUCGACGUGGAGAAGUGCUGCGUUGUGAAAGCACCAAAGACCUUCGAGUACGUUGCUUUGAGCUAUAUUUGGGGUGAUGCGACAUUGAAUAGCAAAUUCCUACACCUCUCGCUGAGCAACUCCCGAGACUUGGAAGAACAGUACAGUCUCCAGGGGCCAGGAAUUCCAGCUACUGUCCAAGAUGCUAUGGCCGCAUGUCGCGGGCUCGGGAAGCGAUAUUUAUGGGUCGAUCGGUUUUGCAUUCCGCAAGAUGAACACAACAAUCCCACCAAGAAAGCCCAGAUCAACGUUAUGGGCCGCAUAUACAGUCACGCUGUUCUCGUCUUGGUAGCCUUGGAAGGCGAUUCCGACUCUGGUCUACCAGGAGUUUCCAAGCUGAGAUGCAAGCCUCGGUACAAAACACAAUUCUCGGGCCGCGAAUUUUGGGAAACCAACACAAGUACGUGGCAAUUUUUGGACGAGGUCCAUCUGUCGAAGUGGAGCAGUCGUGGAUGGACUUUUCAGGAAAAUUUCCUCGCUGCAAAGGUCCUCUUUUUCACAAAAGACGGACUUGUAGGAGAAUACUCUGACACGCGCAUGUUCUUCGAGAGCGAACCACCAGCAGAGGUGCCAAUGGCCAAUUAUGAAUCCAGGUCUCGAGGAAUUAACGACAAAUACGGUUUCUGUCAGUUGGCCGCUUACGAAGCAUCAAGGAGAGAGUUCGGAAAAGACUCCGAUAUCCUUAAUGCCAUUGCUGGCGUCCUAGAUGCGUGUGGAGAACACCGAUUCGGCAUUCCAUUGCAAGGCUUCGAUGAUUUUCUGACCUGGACCGUUAUUUCGCCACUUGAACGCAGAGAAUCCACGAAUGAACACAUUUUUCCAACUUGGUCAUGGGCCUCAGUUCGCGGCCAGAUGGUUCCGGCCAACUUGGAAACAGUUCCCCUGGCAACAUUUGGAUUCCCGAAAGGACACCAGUCAAACACACCAUGUCUCGAUCCCUGCUGGCCGAGGCACUUGAAGUUCGACCGUUGUGGAAACCUCAUCUUGGCAGCCGCGAUUGCAUGCCAGACGGGAUGUCUCAAAACACCUUUGCCUGAGCUUUUGCAACCCACUAAAGUGCCACGGUCAUUUGGAGACUUUGCACAAGACUUUAAACGAAGCUAUCCUACCUUCAUGAGCCUCUGGAAAGCAAUGCACGGCAUGGAACAAAACCAUUCACCCCUGCAGAACUUCCUCAACGAGUUCUCUACUGCUCAGGUGGAAAUGGCGCUGAAACCAGGACGCGUGCUAGCGUUGGCACAAGUGACGACACCAUCUAUUGUGUUGAAGUCUGUAUAUGAUCCACAAUCUCCAGACCUUCCUUUUGGAAGAGUUCAGAUCUUUUUUGGGGAAUCUGAUGUCGGUCGUAUCAAUUUAGACACGGAACAGGAUGUAAGGCGGUUAGUCCUGGUAGAUGACACCAUGCUGGGAAAGGGGCGUUGGCCGGCCAUGUCGAGUGAGCAAGAUGUGCGAUCAAACACGGAUCCAUAUGAGAUCGACUUUCUCGCCCUUGUAGUUUUUUUUCAAGGGAGUCGCACAGAAGAAACACCUACCGCCGUCACUGAUCGAUUCACCUUCGAUGAUGGCAGUCGCCCGGUCACGAAUUUCUUUAUCACGGCCUUGGCAAUGGAAACAAAUGCCGGGAUCUCGCGUCGACUGGGAGUCGCCUAUUUUCGGUUGGAAAAUUGGUUGAAACUGCCGCGUGGAUGCAAGGCUGUUGUACUGGAGUAG
Messenger RNA from Diplodia corticola, 1950 nucleotides. Its product is annotated as heterokaryon incompatibility. Lineage: Eukaryota; Fungi; Ascomycota; Dothideomycetes; Botryosphaeriales; Botryosphaeriaceae. The coding region runs from base 1 to 1950 and encodes 649 amino acids. The record is from RefSeq and is a predicted model, not a curated record. The transcript has a single exon.